Molecule: messenger RNA, 2933 nt
Organism: Trichogramma pretiosum
Lineage: Eukaryota; Metazoa; Arthropoda; Insecta; Hymenoptera; Trichogrammatidae
Exons: 8
Coding region: 523-2604 (693 amino acids)
Biological process (GO): selenium compound metabolic process
Cellular component (GO): extracellular region
Molecular function (GO): selenium binding
Source: RefSeq, a predicted model, not a curated record
UCUAAUUAAGUCUCGAGAAGUUUGUUCAUAUCCAAAAUAGCAGGCUCCGAUCUUGAUUGACGCGACUCCGAAUGAUCAACUUUUACAAACAUAAUAUUGGCAUUGCAUACGUAAAUUGGUGCUUCGAAUCACACGGGGACCGUCUGACAAUGUGGCCAGAGUAAUAAUACCACACAUUAACAAGCAGCUGCGGAGCUGUCUGCGCCGCUCUGGGCCGCGGAAUCGGAAGACUCGCUCUCAUGGAUCCACCGCGCGAGUCAUCAGCGACUACGACGAAUACGACUAGAGCCGCGAAGAUAAACUCGAGCGAUAAUGGGUUGUAAUUGAUUGCCGAGCGACAUCAUCGUCAUCGUCAUCGCGCGGAGAUCAAUCGCUCGCUCGGCCUUACAAGCUGAGCUGCUGCUGCUGUGACAGGAAGCGAGAGACGCGCCAGCUCAGCUGCGGCAUCGAUAAAAUAUUACGUAUAUUUUAUCCCAUAGCGAGUCGCGCGCAGUACUUGUGCAGUAUUCGGCAGAGAGGACAAUGACUCGUCCGAUAAUUUUCUCGCUGCUACCGUUGGUGGUGUUGCUGUUGAUUCUUUCGGGAUGCCAGUCGACGCAGCGGGCCGCGGCGAGAAAUCGGCGAGCUCCGAUCCAACGCGACGCCGCGACAACGAGAUUCAAAAAGUCCUGGGGAGAGCAGAAGCAGCAGCUGCUGCAGAGCUAUCGGCCGGAGCAAUGCAGCAAUAUGAUCUUCUGGGACUUUCAGAUCGGAUCCGUGAGCGUGCUGGGCUUCUUCGACUCUGCCUGGCAAUCGAGUCACAAUCAGUCCGUCAUGCUUAGAGAGCUGAUGGAAAAAAUGGAUCGCAACGGCUUCGACCAGAUUCAGUAUUUCGUCAUCAACGCCGCGCGCGAACGAAGCCUCCAAGAAGCCGCCGCCUAUCCCGACGAUGACGGCGCUGGCGCUUACAGUUACGAGGACGAGCAGCAGCAGCAGCAGCGACUGGCCUCGGAGGAUCCGCCGGACUUCUUCGAUCGGGCUACCGACGCGCUCAUCGAGUCGCUGGGACCCGACGUCAUGUUCACUCAGGACAACAGCGACCUGCAGAUCUGGGACACGUUCGACGUCCAGCGCGAUCAGAUACUCAUUUUGGAUCGUUGCGGCAGAUUGACGUACGAAGUUAUCGCCCCCUGGAGCAAUCUCGAAUUCGCCUACGUCAAGGCGGCCAUACUCUCAACCUACCACGACGAACCUUGCGGACAUUGCGAGAUGGACGCCUACUCGGACGACCGGCCGCAAUUUUAUCAAGAGCAUUAUUCGACGAGUCCGGACGUGGCUCCGUCGGCCAACGAAGACGAUGACGAUUCCGCGAGGAUGUCGAUGGCCCCGAGCGACGACGCGCUCCCGUCCGCGACGGCUGCCGUCGAGGAUACCAGUCGUGCGGCCUACUCGCUCGAGCGGAUCAACGAAGAAAGCCGAACGGUAAUUCCGAUCUCGGAAAAUCGAACGGCCGAUGACAUAAUUGACGCGAGCGCGGAAGUGCAAAGGAUGGAGCUUUACGAUUCGAUCACGUCCUCCUCCGGGUCUUUACCGGAUGGAACGAGAGAAGAAGAAACCACCGUACUCACCGUCACCGAAGAGUCGGAAACUCUCGCUGCUGUCGAUGAAACGACCUUGACUUGGUGGCCGGACAAGAGCUCCGACGCAGUGACGGAGUCGGACGUUUCCUCGGGUAUGACCGAGGAUUCGACGCAGUUCGAGAGCUUCGCGACGACGAUCGCUGCCGAUGAUGGCUUCGAGCCGAGACUGGUGAACGACAGUUUUUCGGAAAUUGCGCCGACUGGCAACGCGGAGAUUAUAAAUACAACCGAAUUCGAUACGCUGCUGGAAACCAAUUACACGAGUCAGUUGCCGGAUUCGGAAUUCCUCACUAUCGAUAUCGAAACGAGCACCGAGCCAAUCGACGUGACCACUGUGAGCUACGACAACUCGAGUCCGCAAGAUUUUCAGAAAUCGAGAUCGACCAAUGCUCGAUCGGUCCUCAACGAGCUCGCGAGUUUCAACAAUCUGAAACUAAUUACGAAUCCAGAUGACGGCGACUACCCCGAGACUUUCUUCAAGUCGGAUUUCCUGAUACCGGUGCGCAUCAUCAUGCGGGCACCCCACACGCACAAGCGCAACGACAAAUCCUCGAAGAAAAAGGAACACGAGUACCUGGUCCUGAAAACGGGCGUGCCGGAUUAUCACGCGCAUCUGAAGGACGACUCGGGAUCGGCCGUGACCGGCGCUCCGUCGAUGGACGGCGAGCAGUACAAGUAUCGGCACGACGCGACCGAUCGAUCGGCUUACGGCAACGACGAGACGCCGGGAUUCUACGGCGAGAUAACCGAAAUUUUGAACCCCGGCGAAGGCGAUGCGCCGGACGACAGUGACCCGGUAUUCGGAAAUACUGGCUCGUUUUUCGAGUCCGCUGUAGUGUCGUCGAUGAAUAAGGAAAUUUACGAAGGGGCUACGGCAGAACUUGAGAGCCUAAAUUAUGACGAUAUUGUCGGAGACGAGGGCAAAUACUUCAUGCAGCAUUACGCGAAAAUUAUACCUUGGUUGAAGUAUUCAUUGGACAAGUGAUCCUCAACAAUGCCUUAAUGUGUACAAUUUUUAUACUAUAUGCAAUGUGUAAUUGUGUUAACGAGAGUGUUUAUAUUAAUACUUUUUUUAAAUUUAUUUUUAUCAUUGAACUUUAAUCGUAAUACAUACUUUUCAAAAAAUCCAUUUAUCAUCAUAGUAUAGAAGAACUUCAUGAAUAACUGUUAUUUUUGUGCUUUUGAAAUUUUGUAUGAAAAGAGUUGAGACGAAUGCGAUUCUUAUUUGAAUAAGAGGACGAGAAAAAUAUUCGUAACAUUAAAUGUGCCAUCUAAAAAUACUUGGUAGACAAUUGUACUUUAAAAUUUUACAAU